Molecule: messenger RNA, 4995 nt
Organism: Bombyx mori (domestic silkworm)
Lineage: Eukaryota; Metazoa; Arthropoda; Insecta; Lepidoptera; Bombycidae
Gene: FANCI
Product: Fanconi anemia, complementation group I
Exons: 25
Coding region: 137-4156 (1339 amino acids)
Biological process (GO): DNA repair
Molecular function (GO): DNA polymerase binding
Source: RefSeq, a predicted model, not a curated record
GACAGAUCGAGGUCAUUGACGCGCACAUUCUUAAUUGAAACCAUAGACCUAUAUUACUUCAUUGUUUGAAACGCAUCAAACAUAGGUUUAUUAAAACUUAUUUGCAUCAAAAGUACAUACGCUACCUACCGGGAAAAUGGAUUCAAGUUUUCUAUUUGCAAAAUUAAAAGAAUUAGGCCCAGUUAAUAGUGAAAAGGAUAACUUAAUAGAGCAUUGUACACAAAACAUACAACAGAUAAUCAAGUUUUUGUCGAGACGUCUAUUAGCUUCUGACGGAGGUCAAAUUCUGGAUUACCUUUUUAAUGGUCUUACAGAAAGUUUAAAGAUACACAAAAUAAAGAUAGUAGAUGUUAUACUACAAACAAUGAGAAAGGAGCCCUCAUCAUUGACUCAUUGUGCAGAUAUCAUCAGUAGACUUUGCUUGGAACUUCCACAGUUACCUGCCAAUGAUUUAGUUAGGUGGUGCAAUGACAGCAUACAGUCUGUUGUUGAAGAUACUGAUGUUAACAUGAUUUGGCGUGACAUUGUACCGGAGUGCAUUAGCUCUCUGCAAAACUAUGAUACCAUACAACAUUAUGAUACAGAGAUGAGCAGUGAUGACUACAAAACUCAGUGUGUACACACCUUAUGUCAGUUUCAGUGGAAGGAAGAGCAUUUGGUUCAGCUUGCUGCAAUGUUUACAGACAUGCAGUUGUCACGAGUUGAUCACACGCAAGUAGUGAACAAAAUGUGUUCGUUAAUAAUCAAAGUUGCACCAGAAAACUUGCCCCCUCUUACUUUGCAACUUAUGCGGUUGUGCAAGUUAUAUAAUUUAGAUAUAGUAUUAUCACAUUUGAGUCAUUACUUUAAUGCAAGUCUAUUUGGCAAAUUGGAACCCCCUCCACAAGAUUCAGAGUCAACGACUAUGGAUGUUGACGAUAUUGUUUCUUACACCAUAGCAGAAUUCAGUCAAUGUCUGUCAAAUUGUAUAUUUCAUAUAUCGCAAGGGCCUGUAGACCCGGAACUUGUGCGAAAACAUCUAAAAAUGUGGCCCAAAACUCAGCUGUUGAGGUCCCCUUUCAUGGUGAAUUUAGCUUUGGUUAUGUCAGACAAGGGAACCGAUUAUAGAACUGUUUGUUUGAAUGUGAUAAAGUCGGCGAUAGAACAGCGUGUAUUGGACGAUAUAAUGCGCAAGAAAUCAGCUUGGGAGCGGUCGGUAAUGCUGCCUGAUGUGGACGUCGCCAGCCUGCUCAAAGUACUCACUACGGACAGUGCCAGCCAGUUGUCGGUUGGAUUAAUGAACUUAGCGUUCGCACUUCUGUCGGUGUCUCCUAUAAAGCCGGUAGCUCACGCGUGCUGGUCACACGGGAAGCUUAUAUUGGUGCGGCUGUGCAAAGCGCAAAGGGAGACGGUCCCGUAUGUACUGAACAACUUGGGGGACAGGCUGGCGGGACAUAACGCUCAGAAACAAUAUGCAGAUUGUCUGUACGUGCUGUGCAAGCUAACGCCGGCGUCCGUGGAGGGUCGCUCGGAGCUGAGCACGAUAUUAGAGAACUGUCAGCCCUCCGGUGGCGACUACGGACUGAGCGCGGCCGUUCUCGAUUCAGUACGCCCUCUCAUCAACUUCAGUACCAGAACCAGGGAUACCUUGGUCAUGGUGUGCCGCAAGGGAUUGUAUUCAAGGGAUUCGUGUCAUCGUUGUCUGGCCCUGUCCGGUUUCCUGACCGUGCUGCGUCACGUCCGCCUAUCGCGCGCCCUGUCCAGCAGCCAGGCCGAGAGCAGUGAGCAGUACAGCGCUAACUCCUAUCUCACUCAGAUCGCCGUCGACUUCCACGCCUCGCAGCAGGGCACGGCAGUAAGUUCAAGAGUGCGCAAUGAAGCAGUCUGUAUGGAGGUCGUGUCGAUACUACGCAGGUGUCUUAUGCAAGAUGCCCUUGUCAAAGAAUUGCUUUAUACAAAGAUCUACGAUUGCUCUCAAGAAAAAAUCGCCCUCCACGAAUUGAUAAUGGAAUUACUGUACGAACAUCUAAGUAAAUAUUUAACGGAUAACAACUCUUUGAUGUUGGAUAAGUGCGUUCAAAUUGGCGCUACAAACGCAACGCUACUUGAACCAAUAUCCAAUCUCCUGUACGUCAUAUGUCAGUUCCUUCAGCCAGAACUGGAGGAAGACUACGAGGACAUCCUCGCCAGUAACACGGAAUCCGGUAGCACGUUUUUGAAGAACAAACUAAAUCUAAUCAUGGAGGGGCUGUGUGCCAGCAACGACUUGGGGCAGAUAUGCGUGGAAGAUCCAGGUCUCUCCGACUUAACGCCCGAAUCGAAGGCCAAAUGUUUGAAAGUACAACAGACGCUCCAGAUAUACGAAACUCUGAUCGCUUAUCAAAUAAUGCAAUGGAGACCGGACAGCACUGAAGCCGCGGGUACUGUGUACAGGCUCUACAAAGAGUGUGACCAGUUGCUGGAGAAAACUAAGGGACCAUCAAAGUUAGCGAAAAAGCGCAGGAAAUCCUUAAACGAAACGAAAGAUUCGACGGUUAAAAGUCAAAAGUCUCCUAAAAGUCAGAAAGGCAAAUCAAAGAGCCCCAAGAAACUUUCGAAUAUGGUCAAAGACAGAGGAAGCGCUUUCAAACAGCUGCCGUGUCUGUGGGACUUGAAGCUCUGCGUUAGGAUCGCAGGAUUACUCUAUGCUGAGCACGUUCCCUGGACUUCGUCGGAUCAACGCAACCAACUUCGUGCCCGAAGGGACUUCCACGUGUGGACGUUACGAUGUAUCGUUUCGGUCCUAUCCAAAAACAAUUUGGAGAAACACCACGUGGCCACGCACGUUGUCAGUUUGUGCCGGCUCAUGUACAGCAGGUGUAUUUGUAGGUUCAGCGAGAUGUGUGAAUUCGACGAUCAAACCACCGUAAACUGUAUCGAGGUCUUCAGGCUGUGUCUAAGCUUGCUGUUCUCCAACAAUUAUUCCUUUAAAUUGGAUUUCUUUCUUCCGAAGAUCACUGACCAAACGGAGACUGUGCCGUCUGCGUGCAUGGCCCUUAUAUUAGAGAAAAUACUUGCUUCUUUGACGUUAAUGGAGGAGGAAGCCUUCGCAGAAGGAAACGAGUCUAAGAAACUGAUAAUUGGUCUCGUGAACACAGCCAGCCUGCUGCUGGAGCAACCAGUACAGUCUACACCGGAGAUGACAAGUGUUAUAGUAAAGUUCGAAGACUUCAUGCGGAAAACGUAUCAUGAUUGCUUGUCGAUGCUGCCCGCGCUACUGGCGGCCGGCUGUCGGGAACACCAGGAGACGCUGUUCUUGGAAGACUUGCUGGCGAAACUCACCGAAUCUCUCGGUAAGAUUGAUGAAGAAGACACAUCAAGGAACGAAUCGUGCACGCUGUUCGGUUCAGUGACCGACGUCACAGUGCAUUCGGUCCUGAACUAUUUGUGCGUUCACUUGAGUGACAGGAUGCAGUGCGCGGAGCACUUGCUGCACAGAGCCCGCGACCUGAGCGCCGCAGUGCCGCGCGCCACGCCCACCGCCCGACUGAGGAUCGAGAGAGAACUCAAUGAAAUUUACGAAUCUACAGUGGUACAUAUGUGCCAGUUGACGACGUGGACUUCGAGGGUGGUCUCGUUACGUUGUUCCGUGGGUCCGAGCAGCAGUCGCGUGCUCGGCACGUGCACGCGGCUCUAUACGUUACUGGCAACACUGGCCAAGCAAAUCAGUGUUGCCAUAGCAAAGAAUGCGCGUUUCGAUCGCCUCCUGAAACUGAGCGGCAAGCGACUAUCGACAAUCAAGGACAAUUUCAUCACGUACCUGGGCUCGUCGCAGGAGCUCGUCUCGGCUCGGCGGGUGGAGCGCGACACCAAGCUGAUACCGCGCCUGGUGCACGAGGCCGAGCAAUACGCCAAGCACGUCAUACUGCUGGCCGAUAAGGCGCAGUUGAACUGGCAACAAUAUCUGUCGUUGGGAACGUCGCGCGACUUCAGGAUCAACGGGCAGAUCCUGCAGCAGGUGCUCCACGACGCCGACGGAGACGACGCCGACCGAACUAACGAGGACAUCCACGACGCUAGUACUGUGGUUACGCAAGAAGAUUCCGGAGACGAAGAUAAUCAAGAGGAAUUAGAAGAAGAGGGAGAACCUGAGAACAGUGAUGAAGGAACCCCUGAGAAGAAAAGGAAACGAAUAUAAAUUGAUUUUAAAUCCACGGUCAUUUUCAUGAUGACUACGUGCUGGGACGAACGCCUCUAGUAUUAUUUCGAAGUAUUAGUGUUAAUUGAAUAUGCAAUUUCGAAAAGGGCACAUCUCUGAAAACGUAAAAUGUUCAGGAAAUGAAAAAAAACAUUAUUUUCUAAAGCAGUGUAAAUUUUAAAAUAUUAACUUUUGAGAUAUAUUUUAGUGUUAAUUACAAUAAUUUUUUAUACAACAGAUAUGUUAUUUUCAUAGUAACUGACUCUUUAAAUCUGAUCGCGCCAUAUAUAUCUACAUACCUACCGAUAUAGUGCACACACAUGUUGACAAGUAGCAUUAAUGAAAAGUACAAAAGAUGGGAUAAGCGCGUGAGUAAAAAAGAUAGCUAUAAUUGGAACGAUUGCACUUGUUAUAUUAUUAUUGCAUUUGUUUAGACGCGACUAAAGACGAAGCGUCCCAAUUGGCCUGUUUUCGAGUCUUCACUUGACGUGCGCUUGAAACAUAUCUGCUUCUUUGUACAUAUAAAAUUACAUUGGUUAAUCAGCCAUUGAAAAUUACUGGAAUUAUUAUAAAAUACGUGUAGGUGGUAAGCCUCAAAACUACAUGUAUAUGAAAAAACGUAUUUGACAAAAUAUGCGGCAUGUGCCAUUUUCGAAAUUGCAUAUUCAAUUGCAGUUGUUAUUAUAUCUUCAGAUAAAGCGUGGACAUGACAAUAGCUACCUCGUAAAACGUGUAUAGUCUGCGACAGUCUGCGUAAACAAUAAGCAAUUUCAUUUCGAUAACAUGUUUUGUUAUAAGUAUGUUGUGAACGAUCUAAAUAAAUAUAUUUUCGUAUACAA